GUAGGGGGUUGACGUGCUCAAAUCAUCCAAUCAGAGAAGAACUGUGAUGACGCGUAACUCCAGCAAGUUUCCAUGAAUAAAUCUCACAGAACAGUAAAAUGCCAUACGCGCAGCACGUAGCCUUAAGAUGAAGGGUAAGUUCAUAAACGGGGUUUCCUCAUCACCUUCAAUGUCUCUGGGCUUAUUGGUGACCGAGAACGAGCUUCAUGUUCAGCCUGAUACCGAGUCAGCCUGCAAAGCUAUACGCGCAGAUGAGCCUGACCCUGAGACCAAGCAUAAUGCGUAUCUGUGGUGUAAAGAAUUUCUGCACGGGGCCUGGAGGGCCAUUAAGGAAGAGGAUUUUCAGAUAACCAUAAUCAGAGGGGGUCUCAGCAACAAGCUGUUCCUCUGCGCAGUACCCGAGGAUCAGCGAAGCAUUGGGGACGAGCCAAGGAACGUGCUACUUCGCAUAUACGGAGCCAUACUGCAGAUGUCCUGCAAUAAAGGAGAAUCUGGACAGUCAAACACAGAAAAUCAUUUUCAAGGAGCUGAGGCGAUGGUCAUGGAAAGUGUGAUGUUUGCCAUCCUGGCAGAGAGGCAGCUUGGGCCUAAGCUCUAUGGCAUCUUUCCCCAGGGAAGACUGGAACAGUAUGUUCCGAGCCGCAAGCUUACCACAGAGGAACUGGGAGAUCCUAGUUUAUCUCCUGAGAUUGCAGAGAAAAUUGCUAAGUUCCACAAGAUGAGGAUGCCUUUUAACAAAGAGCCAAAAUGGCUGUUUGGCACUAUGGAAAAGUACAUGAAUCAGGUGCAAAGGCUGACCUUCACCAGAGAGAUCCAACUCCAUAAAUUCAACCAACUUAUGAGCUACAACCUGCCUCAGGAGAUGGAGAACCUCAGGUGUCUCUUGGAAUCAACCCCAUCUCCUGUUGUUUUCUGCCACAAUGAUUUGCAAGAAGGAAACAUUCUUCUUCUAAGUGGCCAGGAGAACAUAGAAAAGCAGAAACUUAUGCUGAUCGACUUUGAGUACAGCAGCUACAACUACAGAGGAUUUGACAUAGGAAACUUUUUCUGUGAAUGGAUGUAUGACUACAACUGUGACACACCUCCGUUUUUCAGUAUCAAUACCAAGAAUUAUCCAACCAAAGAUCAGCAGAUGCAAUUCUUUCAAAGCUACCUUUCUGAAUAUGACCCUGAACUGGCAAAAUUGAGCGAGGAAGAUCAGCUAAAAAUGAAAGAGGAUAUGUUGGUGGAGGUUAACAGGUUUGCCCUGGCAUCACACUUUUUCUGGGGCCUGUGGUCCAUAAUUCAGGCGAGACUAUCCACAAUCGAGUUUGGCUACAUGGACUAUGCCAAAGCCAGAUUUGACGCAUACUUUGAGCUGAAAAAGGAGCUGGGUAUUUAAAAGCUGUGUUAUUUCACAAGGGACAGUGAACCUAAGACGAGCAGAGUAAAGACUGCAGACCUGGAUUUUGAAUUUGAUAAAAAGCAGCUGCUUUGCUACUGUGAUAUUUAUAUGGUGCUGCAUGGUCUAAAAUCGACACUACUCACCUUUCCAUGGCCUAACGUGUUCAACAGUGUACCAUGCUUUUUCUCAGAGUUUAUCUCAGUGUUUCAGCUCCAAAAGCUCAACACAUUUACCUGAUUCUGAAUGCUUGUAGGCUUUAAAGAACGAAAGAAAGAAAAAUGCAUAUAUGUAAAAUUAUCAUUACAGUCAUAGGUGGGCUUUUGAAGAAAAAAAAUAGAUAAAACUACCAAACUAACACUUAGAAGCUAGACUCUACCAGAUUUGGUGGAAGAACUUCAGCCCAAAGAGCAACGUGUGUUUGCUUUUGUUAUGGCAGGUAAUCUCUGCUCCAUUAUCUUUACAACCUGUGCUAGGUUAAUGUGAAAAAGUGAGGUUUACAAGCAUGGACCUGAAGCUAUAGAGUGGUACAACAGACCAAACUCAUUUGGCAUGGUGGAUUUUCAGAGCUGUGAGACCUGUAUACACUCAUCCAAAUUUUUUGUGUGAAGCCUUAUUGUGGUUUGUUUACCUCUCUUUCUCUACUUGAACAGCUACUAGAAUGUUUGUUUUUAAUGGGUGUAGGUCAUGAGGGUAAUAGUGUGAAAAACAAAUACACUGUGAGACCUGGCCACAUGUGUAUACUUGGGAAAACAUGAUGAAGGAUGUGAUCUGAUUCAAAAUUAAGAACUGGACUUAGAAAAGCUAGUUCUGUUGGUCUACUGGAUCUGUUUCACAUUGUGGAUACAGUGGUGAACUAACUCAUGUUGAAAUUUGUGAUUUGUAAAUUGUAAUAAAGUAUGUUGCUCUAGAAAUAGAGCAAAAUAUUUUAGUAAUAAAACACAGUUGUAUGUACACAAAACUCAUGUUACAAAUUAACAAUUCUUCCAUUAUUUCAUAGUUGGCUUAUGUGAUCUUUUCUCCACGAGAUAAAUUAUUUUUUACUUAGUUUUUUCAACUGUGUAAUAACAGUAUUUUCUCAUUUUCUCUGCGUUUAUUAUAUUCCUUUAUCAUUUCCCUGGUAUAAGUUAAACUGUGAUAAUCUUUUAAAAAUAUUUUACAAUCGUAGCUCCUUUUUUUAAAUAUAACAUUUGUUAUAUUUGUCUGCAGAUGUAUGGUAUAGUGAUGAUAUAUUUUUAUUUUUAACAUUGCUGUGAGUGUCACUCUAUACGAGUCAUAUAAAAAGUAUUUCUAUAUGAAACUUUGCUUUUUUUCCUUUAAUGGAAGAGGUAUUUUUCUUAAUAAGAAAGUGUGUUUUGUGAGGGGAUUUAAAUAUUGCUAAUUCUUUUUUCUUUUACAUCUUAACUGUGACAUGUAAAUAGCUUUUGUUUGUUUUAUACCCAAUGUUUUGAUGCUGUAAUUAUUCAUAUUCUAGCAAUGUAAUCACAAAUUUCAAUAAAAAACAAAGGGUCCAAUGGAAAACACAGUUGUAUAUUAGUGAAUGUAAUGAUAAAUUAAUAAUUUACUUCAGUUUUAAACAAUAUUUUGUCUCUGACUUCAUCAUGUACAAUACUACAGGGGAAUUCAAAACCAAUCUAUAGUUUGAUCCACUGUUUGCUCUUUUUGUAUUGUAAUAAAAGGAGAAAGAAGCUUUUGAAUUUAACAUGAACUAACCCUGUUCUGUAGUGAAUGCUUUGCUCAUGAACUAUAAAUAAAAGUAUGCAGAAUGA
Tachysurus vachellii is the source of this 3150-nucleotide messenger RNA. RefSeq names its product choline kinase alpha (gene chka). Gene Ontology annotation, molecular function: choline kinase activity; ethanolamine kinase activity. The transcript has 13 exons. Gene Ontology annotation, cellular component: cytoplasm. The record is from RefSeq and is a predicted model, not a curated record. NCBI's taxonomy places the organism in Eukaryota, Metazoa, Chordata, Actinopteri, Siluriformes, Bagridae. The coding region runs from base 128 to 1381 and encodes 417 amino acids. Gene Ontology annotation, biological process: CDP-choline pathway; phosphatidylethanolamine biosynthetic process.